This is a messenger RNA of Cyclospora cayetanensis, 3114 nucleotides long. RefSeq names its product tRNA uridine 5-carboxymethylaminomethyl modification enzyme MnmG. The record is from RefSeq and is a predicted model, not a curated record. Gene Ontology annotation, cellular component: cytosol. Lineage: Eukaryota; Apicomplexa; Conoidasida; Eucoccidiorida; Eimeriidae. The coding region runs from base 1 to 3114 and encodes 1037 amino acids. The transcript is spliced from 9 exons. Gene Ontology annotation, biological process: tRNA methylation; tRNA wobble uridine modification. Gene Ontology annotation, molecular function: flavin adenine dinucleotide binding.
AUGCGUCACGAUGCACUGAAAGUCGCGCGGAAAGCAGGCGGUGGUAAAACACCAGCACAUAGCCUCCGCAGCAGCACCGACAGUACCGCAAAAGAAGGAGGACGAAGCACCAAUGGCCGAGGCAACAGACCGCUUUAUGCUGCUGAUAAUGGCUUUUCUGAAUGGCAGCAGGCCUCAUCCUCCCGGAAGCGGGUGUUUCUGCGGCAGCGAUUACAGGAGCUGCAGCACGAGCUGCAGUCGCACCAGGGGUCACCUGGCAAGGACUCCCCUCCUCCGCCUCCGCAUAACGUCCUUCCGCCGGCAGGAGAACUGUAUACGCAUGUUCAGGAGCCACUUAGUUCUUCCUUGCUGCCCUUUGAUGUUGCAGUGCUGGGGGGAGGCCAUGCAGGCGUAGAGGCUGCAGUGGCCGCCUCGCGUUUGGGCCUGCGCGUUGCGCUGAUUUCGCCAGGAGGCAUGGCUUCAGUCGGAGUUCUCUCGUGCAACCCGUCUAUUGGCGGCAGCGGGAAAAGCCACCUUGUUUGCGAGGUAGACGCAUGCGGGGGCCUUUUAGGCCGGGCAGCCGAUAUUGCCGCAGUGCACUGGAGGGUGCUGAAUGUCUCGAGGGGUCCUGCUGCAUGGGCUCCUAGAGUGCAGUUAGACAGGCGACGCUUCGCCGGCUGUAUGCGGAGGUUUCUGAGGGCGUUCCAGCCUUCCCUGACUGUCGUGGACGCUGUCGCGGAAGACGUUCUCACGGAAACUACGGGGCAGCAGCCGCAGGACACAGCGCAAGGAGGGUGGCUGCAGCAGCGGCGACAGCAGAGGGUAUGCGGCGUGCGGCUGAAGGGGGGAGCGGAGCUCGAAGCUUCAGCGGUUGUCGUUGCGGCAGGCACCUUCUUGGAUGCCGUUGUUGCCGUGGGUAGCAGCCGAGCAGAAGGCGGCCGCAUGCAUUCCAGAGCAGAGGCUGCAGUCGCAGAGAACGCAGCCGCUCUGCAGAAGCCGAUGCAGCGCGCCCGCCAUCACCAGCAGCCCUUGCCAGACGCCAUCUGUGACGUGGAGCCGGCAGCGAAGUGCCUUGCAGCAUCGCUGCAGAGACUCGGCUUGCAUAUGACGCACUUCAAGACGGGCACACCCGCGCGUCUCCUGGGCACGUCUAUAGACUUCUCUCGCCUGCAGCGUCAACCGUCAGAUCCAACGCCUCGCCCCUUCUCAGGAGCACAUACGCCUGAGCAGCUGCGGCGGAGGAGGGAGGCCUGGAUCGAGUGCUAUAUAGGGCGCACGACCGACCAAACCAAGAAAAUCGUUCUGGAACACUUAAAAAGUCUUCCAGUGCAUCUAGGGGAUGACGGCCAAGGCGUCGGGCCCAGAUAUUGCCCUUCCAUUGCUAACAAGAUCCGUCAGUUUCCGAACAACUCGUCGCACGUGAUUUGGCUCGAGCCCGAAGACCCCCAAAUGACGGUGGUGUAUCCGGGGGGCCUCUCGGGAUAUGAAGAAGCCGCAGCCCUAGGGCUCCUCGCAGGCUGGAACGCUGGUCUCUUUGCAAGGGCGCAGAAAGCGAGGUUUCGCAAGGCCCCUUAUAGCGACAUCUCCCAUACAGCGACCCCAGCAGUGGCAGCAGCCAGUGCAGAUGAGAGAGGAGGCGGAGCUGUAGGAAGUGCUUACGCAGCCACACUGCCCAAUAGCAGCUCGGCAGAGACAGCAGCCUGCCCUCCGCCUGCAAGGAGCUCGCGCUUGAAGCACAGCAAGCUAGUCGAAUGCCAGAGCACGCACACUGCCGCCAGUUCACUCAACUUGGGCACCACCGCUAGCAGUGUUGCCUCGCCGUGUCUGCCAGAGUGCGUCGUGUUGGACUCUCGAGCUAGCAUGGCAGGAGCUCUUGCAGAGCAACUGACGUCACGGAACGCUACAGAGCCUCUACGAGCGUUCGCCGCUCGCGUGCCAUCCCGCCUGUCCGUCCGCUGUGACAAUGCGGCGGAGAGACUGCUGCCCAGGGUCCUCCAUGGGGGUCUCUUGCCACAGCAUCACCCCAAGGUUACGAGGGCGAGGAAGAAAAUGGAGAAUGUGCAGAGGCUCGUAGAUCUUAUCCGGAACUUUGAGCUGCCAGCCACCCAGUGGGCCUCCCGCGUCAGUGAGGCCAUCGCUGCGCUUCGGCGGAAAGUGCAGCUUCCUCAGCUCGGCGCCAGUGCAGCCUCGGCAGCAGCAGCCGCAGACACAGUGACCCUAACAGGGGCGGCUGCGAAAGCGGCACAGGCAGGCGAAGAGGAAACUCUGGUAGCACCCCAAAGAGGUCCUCUGACGUCUGCAGCGCCUCUUCCUGCGGAAGGGGCAGCCGUUUCUCGCGCGGUGCAUGCGGAGCGCAUCAAGGCCCCAGCCUCCCUGCUGCUGCUAGGUCUAGAGAGUUGGCAGUUGGCAGUUGGAAAAGGGCAUCGCCGAUGGACGGCAGCGCAGCUCCUCGCAGGACUGCCCCCCGCCUUAGCGAAACUCGAGCAACCGAACACCAGCUGCCGCAGUACGGCCCUUCCAGAGGCCUCACAAGAAGGUCACCGCGAAGACGAAAACGAGCAGAACGCUGCCCAGCGCAAGCCGCCGAGUUCUACGUCGCCGACCAUUGACGGCUUCUCCGAGCGGCCUAUAAAUGCUCUUGGAGGGCCCCAGGAACACCCUCAUUUGGGUCGUGAUUGCGUUGCGCUGCAGUUGCUGGUAUCGCUGAUGCUGGAUGAGCUCAUGGGCAGCAAGGGCAACGCCGCUUCGAGCAGCUUGGCUUUCGGUGGCUUAGAGAGAGUGCCCGAGAGGGCAGACGGUGGCGAGGAGGCAAAUGCUGCAGUGCUUCUCUUACAGCAGUGUCUCUGCCCCUCUUUUGGGAGCUCCAUUGCGAGCACGGUCUACGCAGAGGUGCGAUAUUCGUUCUACUUUAGAAGGGAAGAAAGAGAAGCCGAAGCUGCCCGGUCGGACCACCCAAUACCGGAAGAUCUGGGAAGGGCCUCUGCGGGGUGGAGGCACAAAAAUCUGUACGAGUGCGCGCACGCAUGUCCACCUCCAUGCCGCGCAACGUUUGCUGCUAAGGCUACGGCUGCGGUUGACGGGGAAGCCUGUGCAGACGCUGGCCUUGCUGCUGCUGCCAAAACUAGUGGUGCUUAA